This is a messenger RNA of Parnassius mnemosyne (clouded apollo), 3915 nucleotides long. The record is from the annotation of a GenBank genome assembly. Lineage: Eukaryota; Metazoa; Arthropoda; Insecta; Lepidoptera; Papilionidae.
GUGGUAUAAUAUACAGAAAAUUAAUCAAAAUUAAUUCUACUCAUUGCAUAUUAUUUUGUGAUUAAAGUUAUUGGAAAUAGAAAUGACCUAUUUUAGUGAAAUUUGUAGAAUUUGUUUAUGCGAUAAUGUACGCAUGUAUGUACUAAAGAAGACUGGUCUUGAAAAUUUGUACAAAACAUUGACGAAUAGUUUUGUGGAUGUGGAUGAGGAGGUCAUAAUUGUCUGUUUCAUCUGUCAUGCAAGACUCAUUUGUUGCAGAACAUUACAACAACAGGCUAUUGAGUCAAAUGCAGUUCUGGAGCUUUUUGCUUGCAGGAGGGUCUAUGUCAAUACCAAAUCAUCAUGAGGCUAGAGAUAAGAUUCAAUUCACACCAAUUAGUCAUAUAGAUAUCAGGCCAGUAGAGUGUGAUCUAGAUAAUGAUUGUCAGAACGAAAUGUUCAGUCUUGAAUCUGUUAAAGUUGAAGAAGAGAGUUUAGAAAAUGAGAAUUCCAAAUUUGAAGAAAAUGGGAAUCAUGAAAUAGAGAGUGCUGAAAAACAAGAAGAUUUGGAGAUUGAUGCUUUUGAAGAUAGACAUACAGAUUUGGAUGACGACUUGCCGCUAAUUGCAUUUGGUUCAAAGAGUAAAAAAGAUGACGAUGACAUAGAAACUUCUGAGAAGAAGAUUAAAUCAAAUUCUACUGAUUGUAACAUAAACCAUGUUCGUGAAGAAGACCUCGAUUUUGAAGGCCCUACUAUUAAAUCAAACCCUAAAGUAAAAAAAGAUAAUCAAGCAAUUUACAAAAAAGGAAAGCAUCCUGCAAAGAUUAUGAAAACGAAAAUUUUGAAACAAAAGAGUGUAAAUAUGCUUAAGAAAAAAACAUCUGGGAUAUCAACUAAAUACAUUUUUGAAUGUGAUGGUUGUAGUAAAAAAUUUCCAACAAAAGACAUUCUCGCCAAACACAUUUCAUACAGUCAUAAGACGCAAAACAACUCAGACACCACUGCAGUUCGGACACAAGUAGAACUAACUCCAGUACCACAACAAACAAAAAUAUUUAAUUGUGAUAUUUGUGAAUAUAAAACAUCUCAAAAACGUUCCAUUUUGGUACAUCUUAAAGCGCACGUCGCUAAACGAAUGUACUGUUGUAAUAUCUGUGAAUAUAGAUGUAGUAGAAAAGAUAAUUUGCAAAUACAUAUGAAAAUACACACCGGUGAAAAACCUUUUUCGUGUAAUAUCUGUGAACAUAGAUAUAUUACAAAGAGUCGUUUGCAAACACAUAUGAAAAUACAUACCGGUGAAAAACCUUUUUCGUGUAAUGUCUGUGAAUAUAGAUGUAUUACAAAGAAUCGUUUGCAAAGACAUGUGAAAAUACACACCGGUGAAAAACCUUUUUCGUGUAAUAUCUGUGAAUAUAGAUUUAUUACAAAGUGUCGUUUGCAAAGACAUGUGAAAAUACACACCGGUGAAAAACCUUUUUCGUGUAAUAUCUGUGAAUAUAGAUGUAUUAGAAAAAGUCAUUUGCAAACACAUGUGAAAAUACACACCGGUGAAAAACCUUUUUCGUGUAAUAUCUGUAAAUAUAGUUUUAUCGAAAAAUAUAGUUUGCAAAGACAUUUAAAAAUACACUCUGGAGCAAAACCUUUUUCGUGAGCUAUCUGGUAAAAUAUGUACAAUAUUGUGUAAACGUUUUUUAUAUAAAUAUGCGUGUACCAAAUAAAAAUCUAUGUUUUGUGAAUUUGUGAUGUAAUUAUACAGGUUGUCCAGUAAGAGUAGCGGGAGUUUGUUUAUUGAUUCACGGCGUCAAGUGAAGUAGCAGGGGCGCGGGGAGGGCAACGUUGCGCGUCGGUUCGUGGAACUUUAGCUGGCAUUGGAGGUGGGCAAAGUGUAUCAUUUUUGCGAUUGGAACAUUUGCAUCUUGAUCACUGAAAUGUUCCGAAACACUGAUAUGUUUCAUUUGGAUCAUGGACUCAAAAGAUAUAAAAGAAAGAAUGUUCCGAAUACAUUAAGUUGCGUCGCGGGCGUUUAUUACUGACUGAUCCGUGAAAUGUUAUGUGGCAACAAUGCUGAAUAAUAUAAGCGCUUAGAUUAUUUAUUGUGUACCGUAAUAAGAUUGUAUAUAAAAUCGAUCCUCCUUCAUACUUUACAAAAAUGUCACUAUGUCAAUUCAUUAUUUACAAAAAUGUCCAUUUACACAAAACAGCAAUGUCUAUGUACACAGAAUUUACUCGUAAAGUAUCAUAACUCUAAACUUUAUGAUGAAAAGGAAGAAAGUAAAGUCACAAUAAUCACUACGCAAAGAAAUCCUAAACAUAACUCAGUAUGUUUUCGUAAACAGGCGCUAAUGAAUAUAAACAAUUUGACAAGUGACGCAUCAACGUAAAAUGACAACUUGUUAAUGCAAACAUUACAUACAAAAAACGACCGUAUAGUAUUUGACACAUAAGCGCCUUAGUGGUAAUUUUUACGUGCAUGAAUAACGUCAGCGAAAAUCCGUACGAGUUGAGUGAUACACUUCUUAUUUGUUAUCUCUAUCUGACUUGUGUGGAUUAUAAUUAUUUCGCCCGCUCACUCGCCACUCGCGAGUCAAUAGUUAAGUUAAUUACUGUCUCAGUCUGUCUCUCUCGUUCGUGGCUCAGUCGCCUCGCAAGCGACGCGUCGCGCGAAAUGAGCAAAGAGCAAAGUAAUGUUUCACUGUUCCAGAUCCAAAUGAUACAUUUGAAACGUUGUUACUGAACCAAUCUUUUGUGUUACUUCAGUGAUUCGUAUCAGUGAGUCGUUUCCGUAAAGAGAUACACACGCCUAGUUGGCAUGGAGCCGUAUCCCGGAACGCAUCGCGCUUUUUGCGUAUUAUCGCAAUAACGAUUCCAUUGUUACUGCUCAGCGUUUAUAUCGCAGAGAAUAUCGCACACGUACAGCGCCAAGCGACGAUGUCAUACGAAAGUGGAUUAAAAUGUUCGAGAAUACCGGGUCGACUGUUAAAAUUCAAAAUACAGGUCGCCCGCGAAGCGUUUGAGAUGCAGAAACAGUCGAAGAAGUGAGUUUCAGUACGUGAAAAUCCGUCGGUAUCAAUUCGCAAACGAGGACAAGAACUAAACAUCAAAAAAUCUUCACUGCAGGUAGUUUUGAAGAAAGAUUUGCAUCUCACAGCCUACAAAAUCCAGUUAGUCCAAGAACUGAAGGAUUCCGAUUAUGAAAGUCGGUUAAAUUUUGCUACUGAAAUGCUAGAGCGAUUCAACAGCUUUGACAAUAUUCUGUUUAGCGACGAGGCCAAUUUCCACCUUAACGGUCACGUUAAUAAACAGAAUUGUCGCUACUGGUCCAAGCAAAAUCCUAAAACAAAACAUCAACGGCCACUUCAUAGUCCAAAGGUCAUCGUUUGGGCCGCCUUUUCUGGUAGAGGCAUAAUCGGCCCCUUUUUCCACGAAGACAGAUGUGGGCGAGCAGUUACGGUGAAUACAGACCGUUAUUGUGACAUGUUAAGGACGUUUUUGGCGCCCGCAUUACAAGAUUUCCCAGGUUUUAAUUCAAGAACAUGGUUUCAGCAAGAUGGAGCCACAUGCCACACCGCAGGGGCGUCAAUAGAAGCUAUAAAGGAAUUGUUCCCAAACAAAGUUAUCUCGCGUAGGAGUACCAUUAACUGGCCCCCUAGAAGUCCAGAUCUCUAUUAGUCCUCUCGACUAUUUUUUAUGGGGAUACCUUAAGGGUAAGGUAUACGAUGACCACCCAACGAAUCUGAGUCAAUUGAAGGAGAACAUCACGUCAGAGAUGAGGGCAAUCCCAACUUCGCUUUGUCAACGCGUCGUCGCCAAUCUGCGUUCAAGGUUAGAGGAGUGCCAGCAGCGUGGGGGUACACAUUUAGAUAAUGUUAUAUUCGCCAAAUAAAUUUCCAAGAAACUGUUUUUGAAUUAAAAAUAAAGGAUAUAUUUAAUUAAUU